AUGGUGACCUUUGAGAUUGAUUUGAAGGGUGAAGAAGGGCUUCAAUCCGGAGAUGUUCGCCCCCUCCGCAAGGUAGAGGUGGACAGUGAACCUGGGGAUGGCUAUUUGUGCCCCAGCUGCCCCUUCCCCUGGUGGGCACUGCACUACCCGAGUGGCCGAGUGGUACAUCGCAAGGGCCGGACCUUGUUUGACCCGCCACAUGGGCAACCAAAGUUCCAGGACAAGGGUUUAGAUGGGGAUCGCAGCCUCAAGAGCUUCAUGGAUCAAAUCCUGCACCGAGGACACAAGCCUUUUCGCUCGGGAUUUUUUUACAACGACAACGGAGCUGUCUUUGGGGAAGAAUCUGCCAUGGAACAUUUGGCGCAACAGUUGCAUUUGAUGGAUGAAGGGCAGGAGAGUCAGCCCUUGAGUCUGGCCCAAUCCACGUCGGUGAUGUCGACCGUCUCUACCCCGAGGUCUGACUAUGGGUUGGGAAGACACCUAAGCCGCGGCCUCACCAUGGACAGCGCCAAGAAGCAGGUGCUCAUGGAAUGGAGGCCAGACGAAGACAGCUCCUAUUGCUGCUUGCUCUCACAAGACUCCCAUCUUCAACGUUUGAGCCAGAGCCUGUUCAUGGUCGUUUUGUCCUCCUUUGAUCGAAUGACCUCAGUGCAGCUCUGCAUUAGUUUGUUGGCGGACAAGGAAUUUGAGGAUCUUCGUGGCUCAUGGGAGGGUCACCUGGUGGUGUUUUCCAUUGUGGGGAUGGUGAUUCUCUACAUGAUCGUUUGGCUUUUGCAAUCCGUGAGCCGGGCCAACGAUGCCGUCCGGGCGGACAUUGACUACGUGGGAGAUUUGGUCUGGCCCACAGGAGCUCCCAAAGGUGUGUCCUGUGAAAGGCCUGAAGGUGAUCGACUGGCGUCCAACCUUGCAGUGCGUUUGUCCUUGACCUACUUCCAGUUGUUUUCCAUGCCUCACCUGGUGACAGAUGUUGUACAGCUAUGUCAUCCGCGUAAAGGUGCGAUGAAAUUCUCUGCUCUCAGCUACAGAGGAAAGAUCCCUCGAUUUUUCGCACUGGGUUACGUGAACAAGGUCAUGUUCCACUUUGAAGAGACGGUGGGCGUUUUAUCCCUACUUCCCAAUAUGGCCUUGGUAAAGCUUCCAUGCAUGGCCAUCAAAGUCUACAUGUUUUGCUUCUUACAGCAGUCUGUGCUCUUGCUGGUGAGUGUCUUGUGGGACAUGAUCCUGAAUGGCGUAAAGACCUACAAGAUCAUUUCACAUGUCAGGACCGCCAGGAAAUACAAGAACUGGCUUGCAGAUUCAGAACGAUCAGAUAUGACCCUAUCAGCCAAGACUGUGAGGGAAAAGCUGCUAAAGAAGCACUUUUUCUUCCAAGAGUCUCCAAAAACUGGAAAGUUGGAAGAUCCUGGCUUGUUGGGCUGGUUUUGGCAACUUUCUGGCGGCCGCUGUUGCGUGGAAGAACUCAGGAGCCCCACAGGCUACUUGGGACGUUGGACCCUGCCGGAAGAUGAGACGUGUGCAGAAGAUCUCCGGGCAGACUGGGUGCAACGAUCCGUCAAACUCAGGUCCUUGAAGUCCAUGUUGCGCUGCCGGCCGGGCGAAGAGAUUGGCCGCAGGGUGGUGUGGAGCUGUGGUAUGCCCACCAUCCCGGCCAUGGUGGUGGAGAAUCUGGAACUGGUGGAUCCGGUGACCCAAAGGGUGCGCACCGAAUUCUGGUACACGGCCAGUGGCAGGGUGCGGUACCACCCACCUCAGAGGAAAAAACCACAAGAGGCUGAGGUGCCGGAUGAGUGUGAGAAUUUGGAGCCGGAUGAGGAGUUUAGCUAUGCGAGGCUGUUGACCUACAGCAGUUUCUCCAUGAGGUUGUGCGAGGCGCUUGCCAGGGCUUCAUGCACAGCUUUCUACAACAUAGCGAUGCUGAACCUGUUGGUGGAGAUAGUCACUACUAAGGAGCUGUCGGGGUACUAUGAUGGAGAAAUCUUGGCGCUGUUCAUCGUUUCCCGCUUCUUGUGGGUAUACAUCUCACUGCGGCGGGCACAGCGGGUCAUCGUCCUGGAUUGGUUCGAUAGAGGGGAGUAUGUCACCAAUGUGGGUUGCUUCGGGCGGUUUGGGCUGCUGGGUUCCGCCACCAUCGUGGAGAUGUUCCUGUUGCCCCGCAUGGUGCGAGACGCGGUGAGCUUGCUGCAUCCGGACAAGACGACCCAGCCCUUCAUGGCCUUUGGGGGCAAGUUGUAUGGGCCCAGGGCAUUCAUCCUGGGCUUUCCCAACAAGGACCAGUUGGAUCCGUUAGAAAUGGAUCAGAGUUGUGGCGAUGGCAUGCGUAUUCUGCCUGAAACCGUAAACCCUGAGGAAAUGUACACCACCCAAAGCCUGAAUGGCAUCUUGUCGCAAGUGCCAGUGCUCAUGGCAGAUGUCGCUCUGACCUGUGGCCUUUGUUGGACCCUGAGCGCACGAAUUGGUCUCUUCUACUUUUCCGUGCCGGCAGAUCGCGAGCGUUGGCUGUGGUGUCGGUUGAUGACAUGGUUGGUCUUGGUCUUCACCGUCCUGAACUUCGUCCUGAAGUUGAUGCUCCUGUACAGAUACACUGGAGCUCGCAAGCGUUACAGGACGUGGUUGAAGCAACAGCUGCAAGACAUUGGGCAACCGGAUGCCAUCCUUCGUGCCCUGAAACGAGAGUGGCGCACAUACUACGGUGAAUUGGACCAGGUCUUAGCUUCUGGCCCAUUGAGUCCCUGA
Cladocopium goreaui is the source of this 2733-nucleotide messenger RNA. The record is from the annotation of a GenBank genome assembly. Lineage: Eukaryota; Dinophyceae; Suessiales; Symbiodiniaceae.